Molecule: messenger RNA, 1791 nt
Organism: Dinoponera quadriceps
Lineage: Eukaryota; Metazoa; Arthropoda; Insecta; Hymenoptera; Formicidae
Gene: Alg3
Product: lethal(2)neighbour of Tid protein
Exons: 1
Coding region: 80-1390 (436 amino acids)
Cellular component (GO): endoplasmic reticulum
Molecular function (GO): dol-P-Man:Man(5)GlcNAc(2)-PP-Dol alpha-1,3-mannosyltransferase activity
Source: RefSeq, a predicted model, not a curated record
GUAGACGUUAUUUCCGCUGAACGCGUGAAGAGGAAAUGACGCGCGACACAGCUGUUGUCCACGUGUACAGCGAAACAAUAUGGCGCCACGCAGGGAAAGUAGGGUUAAUGUCAACUCGGCAAAGUUCUCGAAGAAAGAUUGCAAAAGUUGGGUAAGAAGUCACUUAGAAUGGCGAUAUUUCGUCUCCCUGCUGACCGAGCCGAGGAGGCUGCCGUCGACGGCGAUAACGUUCAUCAUCCUGGAGGUGCUGUUGAACGUGCUGGUUAUCAAAAAUGUGCCGUACACCGAGAUCGACUGGAAGGCGUACAUGCAGGAGGUCGAGGGCUUCCUCAACGGCACUCUCGAUUACACGAAAUUGAGAGGUGACACCGGCCCGUUGGUCUAUCCCGCCGGAUUCGUCUACAUCUUCGUUGGUUUGUACUACACGACCUCACGCGGUACGGAGAUCAGAGCGGCGCAAUACUUCUUCGCGGCGCUGUACGUGAUCACGCUGACGCUGGUUUUCCGAAUUUACGCGAGGACGAGAAAAGUGCCGCCCUACGUACUGAUCCUGAUGUGUUGCACCUCCUAUCGGAUACACUCGAUAUUCAUUCUGAGGUUGUUCAACGACCCGGUGGCGAUGGUGCUCCUAUUCGCGAGCAUCAACGCGUUUUUGGACGAUCGCUGGUACCUGGGUAGCGCGCUGUACAGCCUCGCCGUGUCAGUCAAGAUGAAUAUAUUGUUGUUCGCCCCGGCGCUCCUCACCGCUUACCUGUGCAUAUUGGGGAUGUUCAAAACGUUGAUACACUUAUCUCUCUGUGCAUUCAUACAGCUGGUCCUGGGCCUUCCGUUUCUACUGGCAAAUCCAGUCGCAUACGUGAAAGGUUCCUUCGAUUUGGGUAGAAUUUUUGAAUUUAAAUGGACCGUGAACUGGAGAUUCUUACCGGAAGAUGUAUUUGUUCAUCCGUACUUUCACCUUUCCCUGUUACUCCUGCAUAUCUUAACGUUGCUUUACUGCGCGCCCAAUUGGAUCACUUAUAUGAAGUCGUACGCGACAUUGAAGCUAGUCGAGAAAGAUUUGAAACCUCAGCUUCGCGGUAAAGAGAGAGUGGACACGUCCAUGAUGAGUCAGUUGUUUGUCUACCCUCUUUUCGUCGCAAAUUUCAUCGGCGUUGUGUUCAGCAGAUCGUUGCAUUAUCAAUUUUAUAUCUGGUAUUAUCAUACGUUACCGUAUAUCGCCUGGUGCACCCAUUAUAAGACUGUCUUUAAACUGACUGUUUUAGGCCUGAUAGAAUUGUGUUGGAACACAUAUCCGAGUACAGUUUUCAGUAGCGCGGCUUUACACCUGUGCCACGUUAUUCUGCUGUACGGAAUUCUGAAAGAUAGGUCGGCCAAUACGAAAAAAGAAUGAGAAACGGUGCCGUCUAUUUUCUUCCUGUGCAACAAUAAUAUAUAUAUAUAUAUAUAUAUAAUGAGUGAGAGAAAGAGAAAGUGUGAGAGUGAGAAAAAGCGUGUAUCUUAUUUACAAUCAAUCAUUUUCACACUAUAUUCGUGUUUUGAAAUGUACAAAACGCUAUUAGUUCAUUCUGUAACUUUUACAGGGUUGUUGCAACACUCGUACACCUAUAUGAAUAUGUAAAAUAUGUAUCUUUUGUACAUAGAAAUGAAAUAAAUUAAGAACAACAGUGUUUCCAUCCGUGCACGUUUCUUUCACAAAUGAAAUCGCUUUGUCGCUACUUUUAUUAUCCGAUUGACUUAGUUUCACGUUUCAUUAAGUAGAUUCGGCGAUAUGCGAUAUCCAGGUGAUCGAGU